This is a messenger RNA of Rotaria sordida, 1038 nucleotides long. Lineage: Eukaryota; Metazoa; Rotifera; Eurotatoria; Philodinida; Philodinidae. The record is from the annotation of a GenBank genome assembly.
AUGGCUGAUUCUGUACAUCGUUUGAAUACAUCGUUGAGCGAUGAAAAUUUCAAACAAUCAUGUGCAAGCAUUCGUGAUAAACUUGUUCAUCUUGAUCAAUCAUCUAUCGAUUCAAUUCUCGAACAUGACGAUCCUCAAAAAGCCGAAAUCGUCUUACCGGAUGGUCGUCAAUUUAUUUGGUAUUUUGCCAUUGGAAGUAUGAAUAAUCCGAUUUCACUCUAUCUACGAGAUCUAUAUCCAAUUGUAUCUUAUCCAGUCGUAUGUCCUAAUUAUCGAGUUAUUUUUCGAAGUCCAAGUGGCAUGGCUGAUAUUGAAUCUGAUCCUGGAGCUGAAUUUCAUGGUGUUGUUCAUCUUCUUUCUAAUGAUGAAAUGGCACGUUUGGACAAAAUGGAAGGUAUGUAUCGACGAAUACCAGUCAAUGUUAUCGACUAUCAAGGUCAAUCUCAUCUUGUCUAUGCUUAUACAAUGAUUAUACCAAAUAAAACCGUCGGUCUUCCGUCUGAACGAUAUUUGGAUAUUAUUGUUAAAGGAUGUGAAUAUUACAAUGUUCAACCUGAAUAUAUUAAUCGAUUGAAACAAGAACAAGCACUUGUACCUCGAAAGCAACCUCAGGAAUUUCAAUCGUUCACUGACAUUCCUAUCGAUGCUUUUUUUUCUACAGAUGAACUAGCACGACACGAUGGAACUGAUCCAACACUUCCAAUGUGGAUUUGUAUCAAUGGGAAAAUCUUAGAAUACAGUGGCCUACCACCUGCUGAUCAUCCUGAAUAUGAGGAACGACGACGAUUCUAUUCCUUUUUCCAGCCUCGCUGGGGUGGACGACAAGCAGACUACGGUUUUGCCAAAGGUCUCUAUGAACCACUGUAUAAAAUACCAUUGAAUGAGGAAGAUUUAAGUGAUGAACAUCGUGCCAUGAUCGAAGAUCUUUUCAUUACGAUGAUAAUAAAGAAUUCACAAAACAUAAACUAUUGGAAACUUAUCGGACGACUUCUUCGAUCGGACACCAAAUUAUCAACAUCCCAUGUUCAUCUCAAUUGA